ACGAUCUCUGGGGCCAUCCGAGGUCGCAUUCGAUCAAAUGAGAACAGCAAUUGGUCCUGCAUGAGGUUGUUUCGCAGUGUACGUUAGCCGCAGACUGAGGCCAGCAUCGGAUGGUGAUGCAAUGAGCUUAUUGCCAAACUUUCUCCACUCCACGUCUCGUCCUAGAGUAUAAGAUUGCUACCCCUCUUACGUAGCUCUAAAUCUCUCAAGCUUAUCCAAACUUCCUUUCUCAUCCCGCAACCCAAUCCGCGUCACGGAAUAGAUCAUGACUUUGGCUAUAUAUGUCGCGGCUGCGGCCGUAGUAACUUUUUUCUUAUAUCGUUUGCUAUAUGGAACGGAUCAGCCACACAUCAAGGGACUUCCGGAGGUGAAGGGACUACCGUUGUUUGGCAGUCUGUACGAGCUUGGAGAGGACCAUGCGAAAGUUGCGCAGGGUUGGGUGAAGAAGUAUGGCCCGGUCUUCCAGGUACGAAUGGGAAACAGGAGAAUCGUCUUCGCAAACACCUUCGACUCAGUUCGCCAUUUCUGGAUCACACACCAGUCUGCACUGAUCUCGCGUCCAACCCUGCACACCUUCCACACCGUCGUCUCCUCCUCCCAAGGCUUCACCAUCGGGACCUCCCCCUGGGACGAGUCCUGCAAGAACCGCCGCAAGGCCGCCGCCACUGCGCUCAAUCGCCCAGCCGUCCAGUCCUACAUGCCCCACAUCGACCUCGAAUCCAACGUCAGCAUCAAAGAGCUUCUAGCUGACUCCAAGGGCGGGGAAAUCGACCUCGAUCCGCGCGCGUACUGGCAGCGAUAUGCGCUCAACACGUCGCUUACAUUGAACUACGGAUACAGAAUCGAUGGUGACAAGGACGACAAGCUGCUGCACGAGAUCACGGAUGUAGAGAGGGGCGUCAGCAACUUCAGAAGCACGAGCAACAACUGGCAGGACUACAUCCCGCUGCUGCGGCUAUUCCCCAAGCAGACGAGAGACGCGAUCACGUUCAGGGAGAGGAGAGAUGUGUAUCUGGACUACCUGCUCAAGGGCCUGAAGGAGCGCAUCGCCAACGGAACAGACAAGCCCUGCAUCACCGGCAACAUCCUCAAGGACCCCGAAGCCAAACUGAACGAAGCGGAAAUAAAGUCCAUCUGCCUAACCAUGGUAUCCGCGGGUCUCGACACCGUGCCCGGCAACCUGAUAAUGGGCAUCGCGUACCUCGCCUCACCCGCAGGUCAAUCCAUCCAAGCCCGCGCCUACGCCGAAAUCCAAAAAGUCUACCCAAACAACGACGCCUGGACGCGCUGCCUCGACGAGGAAAAGGUACCCUACAUCACCGCCCUCUACAAGGAGAUCCUCCGCUUCUGGACCGUCAUCCCCAUCUGCCUGCCCCGCGUCAGCAUAAAGGACAUACCCUGGAACGGCGUCAUUAUCCCCGCGGGAACCACAUUCUAUAUGAAUGCGUAUGCCGCGGACUACGACGAGACGCAUUUCAAGGACCCGGAGAAGUUCGAUCCGGAGAGGUAUUUGGAUGUGGCCGAGGGAGCGGGGACGCCGCACUAUGGGUAUGGCGCGGGGAGUCGCAUGUGUGUUGGCUCGCAUCUGGGGAAUCGCGAGCUGUAUACCGCUUUUGUGCGGUUGAUUAGUGCGUUCGAGUUCAAGCCGCCGAAGGACCCGAGGGAUGCGCCAAUUCUGGACUGUUUGAAGGCGAACGCGAUUCCCACCAGCUUAACGAUGGAACCAAAGUACUUCAAGGUAGGAUUCAAGCCCAGAAAUAGGGCCUUGUUGGAGAAGUGGAUCAAGGAGAGUGAGGAGAGGACGAAGGAGUUGAUGUAACUACGCUAAUCAAGCGGAUCACUGUAAAUGUUCUGGGAAAAUAUUAUAUAAACUUAACAC
This is a messenger RNA of Paraphaeosphaeria sporulosa, 1879 nucleotides long. RefSeq names its product cytochrome P450 phenylacetate hydroxylase-like protein. Bases 266 to 1819 code for a protein of 517 amino acids. Lineage: Eukaryota; Fungi; Ascomycota; Dothideomycetes; Pleosporales; Didymosphaeriaceae. The record is from RefSeq and is a predicted model, not a curated record. Gene Ontology annotation, molecular function: oxidoreductase activity, acting on paired donors, with incorporation or reduction of molecular oxygen; iron ion binding; heme binding. The transcript has 3 exons.